Messenger RNA from Leptomonas pyrrhocoris, 1627 nucleotides. RefSeq names its product Nadh:flavin oxidoreductase/NADH oxidase putativen-ethylmaleimide reductase-like protein. Gene Ontology annotation, molecular function: oxidoreductase activity; FMN binding. NCBI's taxonomy places the organism in Eukaryota, Euglenozoa, Kinetoplastea, Trypanosomatida, Trypanosomatidae. The transcript has a single exon. The coding region runs from base 422 to 1627 and encodes 401 amino acids. The record is from RefSeq and is a predicted model, not a curated record.
GCGACCGCCGCUUUGGGACGGAGCUGCAGCGCCCCAAGCGCUGUGCUGUUCAUCGUCCUUCGAUUGCACACGGCCUCUCGCUUUUUCGUCCGUUGUCGCCGAGCCCCGCUCUCACACAUCUCAUUUCCUCUAACAAGCGCCCCCCAAAGCGUUGCUUCGUCAUUUGCCGGUGUGCCCCGUUACGCUUGUGUGUCUUUCCUUCUAUCGUACCAUCGCGUGUGUUCCUCGAAGUGCAGGGGGGGGGGGUAUACGCCGAGUUGAGCGUAUCUCGUUGCCCGCGAUUGGGAUUGCGAAGCUCGUCGCCUUGUUGUGGUCGCGGUAGGGCGUAGGCAAAGGGCUCAUCCAGGCGUGGCUGCAUUCACGAGAGCGAGGGGACCCAGAGAGUACCACGCCGGGGCGAAGGAUUUAGGUGAGGCUCACAAUGGAGGCAGAGGGCAACGCGCAGCUCUUUCGAACCUGCGGCCUCGGCCGGUGGGCGAUGAGGAACCGCAUCGUCAUGUCGGCACUCACCCGUUGCCGCGCGGACGACGAUCACGUGCCGACGGCGGACAUGGUGAAGUACUACUCUGACCGCGCGUCGAUGGGGCUGAUCAUCUCGGAGUCGAUCAUGGUGCAACGUGGCUACUCGGCGAUGGCGUACGAGCCUGGCAUCUACGGCCCGGAGCAGAUCGCCGGGUGGAGGAAGGUGACGGACGCGGUGCACGCGAAGGGCGGGCUGAUUGCCGCGCAGAUCUAUCACGGCGGCCGCGCGACGGUGCCGUGCAACCUGACGACUGUGGGGCUGGUCCCGGUCGGUGCGUCCGCCGUGCCGAUCCCCGCUGCGGCGGAGACGUGCAUGGCGGUGUGGUGUCGUGACGGUGUGUCGCAGCCAUUUGCGCAGGAGAUCCACGCAUUAAGCUCUGCGGAGAUCUGGUCGAUGGUGGAGACGUUUGCGAUAGCGGCGCGCAACUGUGUGUCGGCCGGCUUCGACAGCGUUGAGCUGCACGCCGGGACCGGCUUCCUGAUCGACCAGUUCCUGAGGACGUCGUCUAACAAGCGCACGGACGAGUACGGCGGCAGCAUUGAGAACCGCGCGCGGUUUCUGCUGGCGGUGGUGGACGCCGUCACGGCUGCGAUCGGGCCGGACCGUGUGGGGGUGCGACUGACGCCGCUGGACUCAUUCAACGGCCAGUCGGACGAGGACCCGGAGGGGCUGCUGCGGUACGUGAGCGCCGAGUUGGACGGGCGGGGAAUCGCCUUUAUCGACCUGUUUCGCGGUGAUCCGAAGGCUGCGGCCGUGGCGCGGUCGGACAUUUGGGUCCGCGAGUGCUUCCGCGGUACGCUCCUGGCGAGCCACGGCUACGCGGAUGCGGCGGCGGCGUCGCGUGCGAUUGCUGAGGGGGCGGUGGACGCUGUCUGCUUUGGCCUGCCCGCCGUGGCGAACGCCGAUCUGGUGUGGCGCUUGUGGAGCGGCACGCCGCUGAACCGGGCCGACGUCACCACACUCUUCACGCGUGGCGCGGAGGGCUACACCGACUACCCGAUUUGUGAGCCGAAGGGCUUUCUUCAGCCCAGUGAACGGGGCAGCGCAACGUCGUCGGCAGCCCCGACGGGCCAGCCAGCGCUCGAGAAGAAGAGCCGUUUGUGA